AGAUGUGUGUUGUGUGGUUGUGCGUGCUGGUUUGGGGGGUCACGAAUGUUGGGGCUAGUGAGUUUCCUGAGAGAGAAUGCUGCGAUCCAGUGUACCCUCCGGCUACAGCGACCACUGCGUCGCCGCCGGUCACCCACCCCGUUGGCAAGAUCGCAGGGCCGGGUAUAAAAGGCACUAUGGCCAUCCUCAACUGCCUUCUGGCUCGACAACUCUGCUUCGAAGACGCUUCGUGCUCCGCUAUCUUGGAAAUAAUACCGCGUGUCUGUGGAUCUGAAUUGGUUGCCUGCUCAACUGUGACUGUGACGAAAUGCCAAGCCGCUCUGAGGACCCUGCAAGCCUUCCCGUUCUUUAAGCCGACCUGCCUCUGUCGGGAACCGAACGUCGAUCCUGAGUGCAACUCGUUCCGCGACUUUCUUUUUGACCAUCCCUGCGUGUUUGUUAUGAAGAAGGAGAAAGACCCGUACCCAGUGGAAACGUUACCAACCUGCACAUACGCUCUGAGUGUCUGCCACAACGAGAAAGCUUGCUCUGUACUUUUUGAUCGCUUCAAGAACGCGUGCAAAGCCAGGGAUGGUGAAUGUCGUAUGGAGGAUAGGGAGGCAUGUCGCGAAGCCUGGGCAGGUUUGCGUUUGUCCCCACUCUUCGGAUGCAUUUGCCCAAACACCCACAUGAAGAAACGAUGCGACAGAAUCUUUGCGGUUGUAAACCAUAACCCCUGCGUUGUAAAGCUGAUGUCGGAUGGACGAAAUGCAAAUCGGAACACGACAGGCGUGACAUCAUGGAUUGGCGGUAUGUCGAUAACGCAGGACGGCAACCUAAUCGCUCCGGACAAAAUAAUGAGUCACGUCCAUCGCUAUACGAGCCCACACUACAAACCCCACGGCCAUCAUUACCACCGCUGGAACCAUGAGCCGGGGGGGAGCGAAGACCCACUUUACGCGACCAAGACUGUCUACGGACCGGGAUAUAUCGAUGAAAACCAGAGGAUUGGGAAGGAAAACGGUAAAGCAGGUGACGACAAGGCGGCGCUGCAGUCUACAUGUCAUGUGGCCCUAGACACCUGCAUCAAGGACAGCGAGUGUGUAGGCUCCCUGACGCCUGUGCUGCAGAAGUGCCAUUCUACUGACUGCGACCGCGAGGGGUGCAUGGCGGCUUUACGCAACUUCUAUAGGAAACCUGGCGUACAUUGGAAUACGGAAAUCGCGUUUUGCUUGUGCAAGAAAACGGAUAACAAGGAGGAUUCGUGUAUGAACGCGCAAGAGAGACUCCACCCCUCUUGCGCCCAACGGCCUCCCGUCGGUUCACCGCUGCCGGCUUGUCACACGCUGGCGCACACAUGCCGAGAGGACCCGGAGUGCAGAAUCCGCCUCGAGAAUUACGAGCAAUGGUGUGCGGUGGACGCAGUGACGCAGGGCUGCGCAGGCGCGCCGGCCGCGUGCCGCGCCGCCGUGGUGGCCGUGCUCGGCACGCAGCUGCGCGCCGCUUGCGCUUGCAGGGGGACUGACUUCGCGCAACUGUACGACUGCCUCGGCUGGCAGAGGCUGUUGUGGCUGAAUCCUUGUGUUGUGGAAUCUCAAAGCGACUAUCACGUCAAGACCUACGGGCCCCUACUCACCACGACCCCCUUCGACAACGGCAUCCGCUACAUCACAGUAGCGCCCGAGCCCGCUACCCACCACCGCACCACCACGCACCACCGUCACACCACUCAGCAUGUAACUCUGGACCUGCCCAAAGCCGAAGUUCGCCAGGAAACUCGGGAAGAGCUAAGCCCCAUAACGACCAUGUCCGAACAAACAGUAGGUCCCAAUGAAAUCGCCCAAAUCUCGGAGCCAGUGAUUGUUACGACCACGGAGACAACUUCCACGUCCACAACCACUACAACAACGACCACUACCACGACCACAACCACGACCACGCCAAAACCUACCACCUUGGAGCCCGCGAAGUACUGCGUUGUGAAGAAACCAGAGAGCGAUGAUAAGGAACAGAUAAUCAGGAUGGGAGAAACUAGACGGCUGUACCGGUCGGCGGAGCUGGCGGAGUGCACGGACCUGUGCGUGUGCGAGGCGUCGCUGCAGGUGUCGUGCAAGGUGGCGUGCGUGCCGCGCGCGCCGUGCUCCAGCCGCCUGGCGCACUACUCGCACGCGGCGCCCGCCUACCAGGCCUACCGCGGCCGCUGCUACUGCUACUCCGGCUCCUUCAUCUGCAUGCGCCCCAACCCGGGCGAGUACCGUCUGCCGGAGGGCGUGUACCUGCUGCUGGGGUUCAGCGCGGUGGACGAGUCGCUGCUGCGGCCGCACACGGGGCUGGGCGCGGAGGACGCCGUGCGCCUGCUGCAGCAGUACAUGCACCACCUCACCCGCGACCAGACAAACUGCACAUUGACUCUAUUCAACAUCAGCAACGAAAAUGUGAUUAUAUCCGCGAGCGUCCCUCCCAAAGAGCAAGAAAUACUUAAAGAAGCUGGAGACGAUCUUUUGGAUAAAGAAAAGGAGGCUUGCAUUGAUGUAUUGAAGAUCGUGAAAUCGCGAAUCAACUCCCAGCACGAGGACAUCUCCUCCCACUUGCUCCUUUCCAUCUUCAAGAUUGCCGAAGUGGACGUGGUUUACCCCACACCACCCAGCUCCAACGUCUCUCACAUCACCCCAAAUAAAAUGUUAUAUAUCGUUAUUAUCUUCAUUACUAUCAUCUAUAAUUUUAAUUUUACCUUCACACACUUUCUCAAAAAUAUCGUCAAUUGUUUCUCGAAUUUACACAACUCUAGGAUUAGUAAAUUGGAACGAAACUCUUCACAAAUCGUUCCUUUCUCAAAGAGUUAUAUUAUAGAAGAUUUUUUAUCUAUUUUGAAAUGUUACGAUGAAUUUAUUGAUAUUAGUGACGUAGUCGUUGUGAAUUAUGGAGAUAUCUCGCACGAUGCACUCGCUUUAGAUAAAGCACAAACACACAUCACAAAUUAUAUAGACGUAAGAGAUAUAGAUGUAUAUAACGUUAAGGAAACGAAACAUAUCGUAAAAGCUGUGAGUAUUACAAUAUAUACUUUUAAUGAACUUGUUGCUGAUGCAAUUAUACCUAAAUAUUUUUCUAGAGAUUAUAUUGGAUGUACUAUUGUUUCGGAGAUGCUUUUCGGUGAGUUCUUUUUUGAAAAAAUCGCGUCCUUUUCUUAUGGGAUUGUGAAAUCCGUUAGCUUAGGACUAACUCUAGUAGUAGUAUGAAGACUGAGAUGAACUAAACAUAUCAUUAGUUAAGUGUAUUUCGUUUAUUUUCGACUUAGAACUGGUGCUUGUAGGAGGAUCUUAAGGCUGGGUUUUGUAAAUAAAUAUACUACGCCUUUUACACUAUUAGAAUUCUGUUCCAGCUCUGAUAGUGCUAGAUGAUUUUUGAUGCAAACGAGUGCGGUUAACUAUGCACCUUCAUAUUUAUUUAAAUCUCAAUAACAACUUCAAAAUAUGGUUGUUUAUUGAGGCUUCUGAUUUCUAACUAAACUCAGCGUUAUUGUGAAAUGUCGAAGGUUCAAAACUUGGAAUCGAUCAAAAUGUAUGUAAUAUGACAUUUACUAAUUGAGCCCCAAUCGUGUUU
Molecule: messenger RNA, 3579 nt
Organism: Zerene cesonia (dogface butterfly)
Lineage: Eukaryota; Metazoa; Arthropoda; Insecta; Lepidoptera; Pieridae
Gene: Gfrl
Exons: 15
Coding region: 3-3215 (1070 amino acids)
Biological process (GO): nervous system development
Cellular component (GO): external side of plasma membrane; signaling receptor complex
Molecular function (GO): signaling receptor activity
Source: RefSeq, a predicted model, not a curated record